AUGACCGCAGGCUAUGAUGGCUUUCUCCGCCUGUGGAGUCUUCAAACGCUUCGCGAAGUCGUUGCUCUCUCGAGUGUCUCGCCGGUUGCCUCGCUCCUGGAGCCUUCUCCUUUGGUCCGUUUUCUGUGGGCGAAUGCGUUUGCUUGCGCAGGCUCGAAGGCUGGAGAUCUGAAGGUCUGGGACGUAAAUGCCGGGCGUCUCGUCUGUACCUCGCUCUCGAGGCCGCGGGCUGGCCGGCACGCCGGCGGGGUAGCUUCGCUCCGUCUCUGGGCCUCGCCCGCGUGUGGGGAGACCGGACCGGUCCCCUUGCUCUUCUCGGGCGGCGUCAGAGAUGGUCAGCUGUGCGUCUGGGACUUGCGGGCCUUCUCUAGCCCCGUGGCGACUCUGCAUGCGCAUGCAGGCUCGCUGAACGAGAUUUUGUUCAUGGCCGACGCAGGGGCCGACGCCUGCACUCUCGGCGCUGACGGAGCCUGCCGCUUUUGGGAUCUGCGCAGCGCGUCUUUUGCCGGGGCCGCGCCGGGAGAGACCCGAGCGGCGACCCGCGCGGCGCCGCAUGCGCUGCUCAGAGAAAUCUGCCUGGGAGGUCCUCAGCACGGCUUCUUGUGCGGCGAGGUUGCAGGCCGCGGCUCGGUGUGCGGCGGCUCUGGUGAUGGCGCGGUCUACUGCUUGAGUGCAGCCGGUGACAAAGAAGACAGCCGGAAGUCAGAAAGCCGCGUCAAUGCGCUCGAAAUGCGCGGCCUGCGCUGGAAGCUCGCCUGCGACGCGAACGGCGCCGUGCAAGUCCUCCGAGCUGUCGUGACGCCUGAGAACGCGGCGGUGGGCAUCAAACAGGACGGGCUAGGCACCGGACGAGAGAGAAGGGAAAUUGUGCACGGCCUAGUCGCCGGAGGAGACGACGGACAACUCUCCUUCAUUGGCUUCGAGUGA
Neospora caninum is the source of this 927-nucleotide messenger RNA. RefSeq names its product putative WD domain, G-beta repeat-containing protein. Lineage: Eukaryota; Apicomplexa; Conoidasida; Eucoccidiorida; Sarcocystidae. The coding region runs from base 1 to 927 and encodes 308 amino acids. The record is from RefSeq and is a predicted model, not a curated record. Gene Ontology annotation, cellular component: preribosome, large subunit precursor. The transcript has a single exon. Gene Ontology annotation, molecular function: protein binding.